AUGGAGACGAUCAAGAACCUGCUGGCCAAGCUCGAGGUGCACCGUUUCCCAAACAAGUGCACUGACAACCUGAGGGCCGAAGCCUUGUCCACGGCUAGCCAGUCUGCUGCAUGGCUGGCGUCACUGGUGGACGACCUGCUGGACCGUGGGAACAAAGCCCUUGAGGCGCACAGGACGGGCACCAAGCGUGGGCCUAAGUGCCCAGCCACUGAAGUUGGGCCGAUGGGUCAGGCAGGGGGUCAGUUGGGGAACGUCAGCCUUGCCCCGCAAUGGGUGGAGGGGGGCAGGGCCAACAAGAGGCAGAGGCCUGGCAGCCUUUGGGGCUCCGACAAGAAGCCUCAGAAAGGGUUCGCCAUCCCUGUGGACAACAGCAACGAGCCAUACAAGCCCAGACUGGACCACCUGGCUGGCCUUCUGACUGGCUACCCACCCGAGACCUUCGACAACUCGCAGCCAGACGCCCUACUGGCAAAGAUCGGCAUCCGUGACUGCCAGGGCCUCUACCCACACCCCUUCCAGGCAGAGCUGAAUGCCCUUAAGUACAUUCCAAGCCAGCUGGCCAAGGGAACCUGCAGGGAACCCGAGGCCAUCGAGUCCACGCCGUUUCUGUAUGUUGACUCGCAGGAGGGGCUGGAGAAGCUGGUGGAGCAUCUGCAUGGACAAGAGGAGGUGGCGGUGGACCUGGAGGCAAACCUGUUCAGAAGCUUCCAGGGACUGACAUGUCUAUUGCAGAUGUCCACCCGAACGCGCGACUUCAUCGUGGACACACUGGCAGUGAAGGAUGAGAUCGGCCCUGCGCUGGCGCCAAUGUUUGCUGACCCACAGGUUGUGAAGGUGAUGCACGGCGGCGGCAAUGACAUCUUGUGGCUGCAGCACGACCUGGGCAUCUAUGUGGUGAACCUGUUUGACACACACCAGGCUUGCAAGGUGGGCGGCCACCUGCGGGGGGGCCUGGCAUACCUGCUGGAACAAUACUGCUCCAUCAAGGCAGACAAGAGGCUGCAGCUGGCAGAUUGGCGCAUACGGCCACUCAGCAAGGAGAUGCUGCACUAUGCGCAGUGUGACACGCAUUAUUUGCUGUACAUCUAUGACAAGUUGAGACACCAGCUUAUUGAUCAGGGAGAAGAAGUUCCAGAGAAGUUCCAGGUGGACCUCAGAGACGGCUCCCCCACAGGCGCCUUGGGCACUGUGCUGGAGAGGUCCAGGAUCUUGUGUCUCCAGCGCUAUGAGAAGCCCCUGCUGAACGAGUUCAGCUACCUCAGCAUCCUCAAACGGGAGGCGGAGGGACUGAACGAGGUGCAGGAGAUGGUGGCGGCUGCCCUGUACGCCUGGAGGGACGCCACUGCAAGGGAUCUGGAUGAGAGCGCAGGGUUCGUGCUGUCCAAGAAGGUUCUGGUGAAGCUGGCUGUGGCUCUGCCAGACAAUGUGAAGCAAGUGCAGAAGCACCUGAAGAAGGGCAGCCAAGGCUUUGGUGACGCCAUUUUCAACGUAAUCACCAAUGCCAGGCAACGGUUUAUGCUUGGGCGGCUCCAAGCUGCCAGUCCUGGCACUCCAGGGGCCCUCGCCUCGGUGAGCCUUGACCUGCCACCCGCAGCCCCAGCCACCACUUUGGAACCAAAGCCAGUGUGCAUAAAGGCUGCAUCCGGUCAGAGCGCCUUCCAGAGGAUGCUCGGGGCAACGAACCUGACAGCAACGGAUGGUAGUGAUGUGAAAAUGCACAUUGCCGAGCCCUCCCUCUGUGAGUCGGCCAUCCAAACAGCAGACAUCGAUAUGAAUGCCAAUCUGUCGCUCAUGGGAGUGGAUGCGGUAGCUGAUUCGCACUGUCCCUGCAGUGCUGACGUGACCACUGCAUCCCAGCUUCCAAGCAAUGCUGGUGGCUUAAAGGAUGGCAUGGAAGAUGUUCAGCAGCUGGCAGGCUGUGGUCCUGCCACAGGCCUGAGGGCCCGGGAGGUGAAGCCGAUCGUGCUGCAAGGGCGGCCGUGCAGCAUGCAGGGAGACAUUGAAGAUAAGGGGUUGACUGCUGCAGAGAUGAUAAAGGCGUCGUUUUCGCUGCCAUUCAUGGUGGCAACCAACGUCGGCAAUGAUGGGGAUGUGGAGGGGCAGGGAGAGGAGGGAGGCAGAGUGGGGAAUGGGAUGGAUGUAGAUUUGGGGGAAUCCGUUGAACCCACAGAGACGGCCAUUGCAGGUGGUGGUUGCAGAAAUCCGGGGUGUGGUUGA
Messenger RNA from Ostreobium quekettii, 2217 nucleotides. The record is from the annotation of a GenBank genome assembly. Lineage: Eukaryota; Viridiplantae; Chlorophyta; Ulvophyceae; Bryopsidales; Ostreobiaceae.